Asterias rubens (European starfish) is the source of this 7745-nucleotide messenger RNA. Its product is annotated as doublecortin domain-containing protein 1-like. Bases 116 to 5755 code for a protein of 1879 amino acids. Gene Ontology annotation, biological process: regulation of mitotic cytokinesis; intracellular signal transduction. Gene Ontology annotation, molecular function: microtubule binding. The record is from RefSeq and is a predicted model, not a curated record. Lineage: Eukaryota; Metazoa; Echinodermata; Asteroidea; Forcipulatida; Asteriidae. The transcript has 38 exons.
AGCUCGACAGUGAAAAAUCAAUCACAAACUUCACAGUGAACUUCAGCUUUCUGUAAGAUGAAUAUUUAACGAUAAAUUAACUCAAGGUUAAGUUGGUGUUGACAAGAAGAUUAAGAUGGCACCUACAGGUGCUCAUGGUGACCCCAGGCUAUCAGAAUCCUUCUCGGCCCCCCACCCACACCAUCCAGAACGCAUGAAAUAUAACCGUUCCUCCAGUGACGCAAUCAGCUAUGAGGACUUACUGGUCGCACAAUACCUUGAAGGACUCAAGAAGGCAGAAUCAACUGGCUCACGGAAAAGGCUUAACAGGCCCACUAAGCAUGCCUCCCCAUACAUGCAGAGGCUUGCUCAAAGUGACCACAUGGUCACCAGUGUGACUCAAUCCCUCCCUAAGACACGACGACCCAUCUCGGCGGUCCCGGCAGGCCGUAGCUCAGCACGGGAACGCAAGAGGAUUGAUGUAAAGUUCAUGGUGGAUCAAGGUACAGCCCCAGGGGACGAGCAGGAGGCGGGAGAAGAAGAGAAGAGUCAGAGGAAGGCCAAGUUACGACCAAUGAGCGCGCCUGUGUACAAGACCAAACGGCCGUGGAGUGCCAAGUCCAUUACUUCUACCACCACCUCUAUUAGAUCUAAACGAGGAGCCAAAGCACUGUAUAAAGUCCAACCACAGGUCAUAAGGGCCACUGUCUACAAGAAUGGAGGACAGAGUGAUGCUACAAGAGUCACAGCUCACUCAAUGAAAACAUUUCUUGAGGCCUGCACGCUGAAGCUUGGACUACAGUUUGCAGCAAGACGUAUCUUCCUGAUCGACGGAACCGAGGUGAAAUUCUCCGAAGAGAUUCCAAAAGAUUCAGAAGUGUUCAUCUCAUGCGGGGAGCCGUACAAAGAUCCCUUCUCUAAUGUGAAAGGGGAUGCUCAUAAGAAGUUGUAUGCAGCUUGGACGAUGAAUGGUGUGGUUCUACCAACGGAGGCCAAAAAGAAAACUAAAUCUGCUCUCUCAAAGAGAAUGAGGAAAAUGUUGGAGACAAAGAUGAGGCGAGUUAUGAUAUUCAGAAAUGGUGACGGCACGGAGAUGGUUGAAACUACAGCCUCGGCUGAGAAUUUUGGCCGGUUUCUAGAUGACUGUACUGUAAGGCUUGGUUUGACUUCACCGUCUCGGAUGAUCUUCUCCUGGACUGGAGCUGAAAUCACAGACAUUAAUGAAGUUCCUCUGUUGGAUCGCUGUCUCCAGACUAGUACGACCCCACUCUAUGGCCCUGUGUGGAUCUCCAAAGGAGAACGAUUUAGUCCCAAAGGAGUAAAAGCCUUCUUGGACACCACCAUAAAAUUUUGCAAACAGAAACUCCAUGCAGCCCACUCUUACAAGAAACAGCUCCAGUAUGGCUUGGCCGGUCAGGCACAACAAAUCACAGUCAUUGAGAUACUCUCAAAGACUGAGCAAGAACUACAGAAAGAACUUCAAGAGACUGAGGAAGGAAUUGAAGAGUUCAGCGAGGCUAAGAGAAAGCUUCAAGAUAUCUUGGAUGAAAUUCAGGAUUCAGCAAUGGAGGAAGAGGGUGCUGGUGCAAACUACACCAUGACACACAUUAAGGAGUUUGACUCCUCGCACAGGCUUGUUGGGCAACAAGGCAUCAGACUUAAGGUCUAUGAGAAUGGACAAGAUGAAGCUGCUGAGACAGUGUUCUUCAAUCUCAGAGAAGCAUCCAAAGGCAUCGGAAAUAGUCAGGUGCUGCUCCUGCAAAGGUUACUUGAUGUAAUCACUCGCUGCGCCCCAAUGAAGAAGACAACGACAGCCCUUAGUAAAGUUGUCACAAAGAUAUUCGACCGAGAGGGCAAGGAACUGACGGACGUCCUGGCCCUGAAGAAUGACCAAGAGGUCUGGUCUUCAUUCGGGGAACCCUUCAUUGAUCCAAAUGUUUUCUGCCUUCAACUGACGCUAGACAAGGUCCAGGGAAUGGCUCUGUUUCAAGAGAGGAACGUAGCAGUGAGAGAGCCACUCACAUCUGAGGAUAUACCAAAGGGAGAGGAAAAACCAAGCAACUGGGAGGCAACAAUCGGAUUCCCGAUCCUCUACGACUACGAAGAAGUGACAUAUGACCUUAACAAAGACGUACUGGACAACAAACAACUUGCUGUGGAUAAACAUGAACUGGACAUCACUGGACACUUCCUGCAACACAAGGACAAUCCCGGUAUGGUGCUUUACUCUGAGCUGGCUCUUCAGCCUAAGAAAAAGCAAGGGAGUAGAGACGUCUGGCCUCCUAGGUCCCAGACAUGGGUCAUCAAUAAGCGCGGUCAGAUUUAUUGCCGAACGAUGCCCCAGCUGGCUCUGGCUGUCGUAGAGAAAUGGAAAGUACACAAACUGUUCGCUGACGAUGAAACAACAGCGGAAGGUCUAGCAGUGGGAAUGGAGAAAAGACAGCCUGGGAACCCCUUUCAGCAAUGGGAAUUCAGUGACGAUGGUUUUAUUUCUUCUUCAGCGGAACCAGGGCUCGUACUGACCUACAUCGAGAACAAGGUGCAAGAUGACAAUACGGUUGCCAUGGAUAUGAUGAUGGGAUUGGGGCAAGAGCAGACGGCAACAACCGAGCAGCCCAAAGAGACCUCACCAGACUCUUACGAGCCAGAUUUUGAUUCGUACGACGAUGAUCGUCAGGAGGAAGCAAAGGAGGAAAAGACUGAUGCGGCCAAGACGGAGAAAGAUCCGUUCCCGGGUCAGGUUUACUCGGUCGCCGUCAUCCCAAGAUUACCGGCUAGACAUCCAUGGGCCAAAGCACAAAGGUGGGCGCUGAAGCAAGAGAAAUUAGAGAAUCUCGGCCAAUGGAAACACACCAAGGCCCAGAACCCACUGUGGAACAAACUGGCCUAUUCCUGGCCGGUAAACGCCAAAGGGGAAUGGAACGAGGACUGUGAUUGGCCGAUGGAGGGGUAUCUUAUCCCUUAUGCCCCACCCAUCAAGAAAAUGACGAGGAAGGCUAGUACCGAGGUAGACUUGAACGAUGGGGGAGACCAGAGAGUGCCGUCCAUGAGAACAGUUCCACUGAGAUUGAGAGUCUUGAAGAAUGGUGAGAAGGAUGUUCAGCGAAUGGCCCAUGUCAUCGGCCCGGACCUUACCAAUAUGAUGAGGGAUUUGAAUAAGACAGCUAUGAAUGGAAAGCGGCCGCAUCGUCGGAGUCUCUCUAGAGACAAGAAUCUGGACAGACAGGAAGAGGAGAUGACUAAGAGGAAGCAAGCCAAGAAAGAUGACCUCAAAGCUCUCGAAUUCCAGCUGUUUUUGGAUCGAUGCACAGCCCUUCUCAAUCUUCCAUUCGCGGCCCGUCGUCUCUACGACCAAGACGGUAAGGAACACCACAAUCUGGACAACCUACAGCGAGAUCAGCUUGCCUUCGUCUCCUGUGGCGAGGCGUGGAGUGACCCCAACCUAUCCAGCCAGGAGCAACAACGACGUAUGAUUCUUGCGACACUGGCGGCAGACGUCAACGCCAUGAAAGAGUUUUGUGCAUUACGAAAUCCCAUGAACAUUGUCCUGGAUGUUGACGGCCAGCUAGCUGCAGGGAGCCCUCUAGUGGUGAACCCAAUCGCAGUCACACCCGAAGAGAGACAGCACAUCAUAAGGGGUCCGACCCCUGAACCAGAAGACGAGGAAAAUGAGACUGAGGGAGAUCCUUAUGCUAAUCUGAGUGCGCAUGAGCGCGCCCACAUGGUGUCCGAGCAGCGAGCAGAGGGUCUGAAAUGGCCGUGGGAGCGUGUCCUGAAUGUGGGUCUGGAUGAGGUCAUAGAGGUCAAUCAGGGGUCACCAAAGGAAGAACCCGCUUUCACAAACCAAGAUCUCUACAAGAAGUUCAGGCCCAAGCAGCCUAAAAGUCCACGAAGCAACCACCUAGCCCAUCAACGCUUUGUAUUUGAAGAUGGUUUCUUGGCCGUCAAGUCGGCGCCGUACCUCGUUGUUGGCUUGGAGCAGCCAGAGAUUGAACUCUCUAGGGUGGUAUUGUGUAAGAAGAAUCCUGAAGAUCCAACGAUGAGAUGGGAUGCCGACACUCAGGGGUUUAUUCGCUCCAAGGCCAAUCCCGAACUCGUCCUUGGUGUCCAGAUGCCCGGCCUCAAGUCAGACGAUGAUGGCACCACCUGCAGCAGUUUCUACAACCAGCCUGUCUCGCUGCAGCACCAACGGAUAGAGAAAUACGGAACGGCAAAUCAGAAAUGGUCCUUUGAGAAGGAGACUGGUUUUAUGGAUGCUUUCUCAGCCGACGUCAGAGACAAAGAGGUAACAGCAGCAAACAAGGCCAAUGUUUGUACAUUUGCUGUAUGUGGAGAAACACCAGUGGAUCAGGCGGGUUUUGUUGUGAUGGGUGUCAAGUCAUCUGAGCCUGUUAUGGUUUGUGCGGCCUGCGCUCGAUCCAUGAGGGCAAAUACCAGACUACGCAAACUGGAGAAAAACACAGAGUUUAUCUGCGCCGUUGGACUGGCACCCCAGCGAGGGGUUAAAAUGAUCGGCUGUUUCCAGUGCUUGAGUGGAAAGGUUGACCUGUCCACAUUCGAAGCUUCAAAUAGCCUAAGUCAAUAUGACAAAGAGCUGAAGCGUCUUAGGCAGAUGUCCAGUGCUCGGAUUAUUGCCAGGGAGAUAUCCGCUUACCAACAUGUCCAGACUGUCCGGAUCCUGGCUCAUCGGAAUGGGGACGGGAGAACUACGGAAGGUGUCCUGAUGGUUGGAUCCACUGUUAGAGGGUUUUUAGAUCAGUGUACGUAUCACCUUCAGCUGUCGACAGCAGGGAGACGGAUCUACACCCAGGAUGGAACAUUGAUUCUAACAGUGUCUGAUCUGAUUCACUGGAACCUUGCAUGCUAUGGGCUCUCUGGUAUGGAUAUAAAUGAUCAGCAAGAUGGAGAAAAGAAGGAAAAAAAUGGGGAGAAGCGAAAGGAGAGCUUGGACUUGAAGACGUCAUCAGUGCUUCGAAUCCCAGUCGAGGUAUGGGUGUCAUGUGGAGAGCAGUUUGCACGACCAGAACAUGUUGAUUACAGACGGAAACUUUUGCUGCAGCAGAGAGAGGAGAGAGCAGGAGUCGUUCUUGAACUUGAGAAAGAAAAGCACAUCUUAAGACAAAUGCAAGGGCGAAGGACCCAUGGAAUGGAAGGCCCCCAAUACAUCAGCACCUUCAGCCCAGAGGCGCCGGUCAUGGUAGAGGGUGGCUGGACCCAACCCAGCAUCGGGGAAGUUCGGAAAUCCUUGACCGUCCACCAGCUUGAGAAUCACCUCCAAGAGGUCAAAGGUCAGCAGAAGCAGCAGUCCAAUCACAGCACUAAGUCUGUAGUGGAUGGCAGUAAGAAACUCUACAGCCAGCCUAACAUGAAACGUGUGAAGGCCUACAAGAAUGGAGAUCCACCAGAUAAGUGGACCUACGUAUGGGGUUCAUCCAUACCAGAGAUCCUGCAGGAUGGUACAAACAGAUUAGACCUUCGCAAAACGGCCGGGCAACUCUUCACCCCGGACGGACGAAAACUGACAACGUUCGAGGAGAUCAAACGAGAUCAGCUGGUGUGUGUGUCGUACGGAGAUCAUUAUAAGGGAUCAAAAGGGAGUCGCUCCCAAGUUGAAGUCAAGGCAAACUGGUCUCGAGCGAGGAAGAAGGACGGACCCCAAGCGACUGAGAUCACAGUGACGUCAAACAAACACCCAGCAGUCACGGUUGAUCCUUUUGGUCCCCCCGCAUUGGCGCUAACUGCCCACGCAACAGAAUCAGAGAAACCAGACCAUUGAGUGUAUUAUGCUGUGUUCAUCUUGGACAUACACCCCAUUCAGAAACCAGACCAUUGAGGGUAAUAUGCUGUGGCCAUCUUGGACAUACACCCUGACUUCAUGGUGGUAAUGGAAAGAGAUGAUUCAGAAACCAGACUAUUGAGUGUAUUAUGCUGUGUCCGUCUUGGACAUACACCUUGACUUCAUGAUGGUAAUGGAAAGAGAUUAUUCAGAAACCAGACCAUUGAGUGUAUUAUGCUUUGUCCGUCUUGGACAUACACCCUGACUUCAUGGGCGGGGAACAGACUAUUUCUCUUUAAGCAUCUGUUUUGAACCAGGACUCUGACUUUCUGAGAUGUAUUCCUGAGUUUAAGGGCCAUUCAGAAAAGUAAAUUCAAAAAAAAUAAUGGUUUGCUCUUGAAAUUGUUUUGACCCACCCACCCCAGUGUCAAUUUGUAACUAUUUAACUAAUAAAAGUAAUGCCUCAAAUGAAUGAACCAGAUAUUUUAAGUCAAAUUUCUCGAACAUCAGUAGUUUUCAAUUGCUUUUUCUGGCUUAAACAAACCAAACAACUUUGUAGUUUAAUCAGAUAUUAAAUUGGCGAUCUUGGCAAGCUUAGUAGUUGUUCUUUUUCGUUUGGCAAUGAUAAUCUUCCAUUUUUAAAAUGAAAACUGAUUUUCAAUUUUUUAAGACCAAUCCACACAAAUUUGAAAACAAAUAAUUCUGUUUAACAUUGAGUAUUCUGAAUGGCCCCCUUGGACACAUAUUUGAUCGUAGUACUCUGCUUUGUGUCCAUUUUAUUAAAAAAAAGGCUGAAUGUAAAUAUUGAAUUUAAUGCAUUGGCUUGUGGCAAUAUAUUGUUUAAAUAUUUGAAGAAAUAAACCUUGUAAAACAGUAGGGUUUUUUUUAAAGUAAAAGUAGAAUUUGAAAUAAAGCAAGUUAGGUUUGUGGUGACACCAUGCAUACAUGCCAAUUUUGAGAUUGAAGGCCGCACGAAAAUUACUAUUUCAGACAAAAGACAGCAAUGAACAAAAUAAAAAAGUUCUGUCUUGCGACAGUAGAGAUUUGUUACUGGACACAGUUAUUUGUGUACAUUGUUUUAAAUAUCAACAAUGUUCAUGUUAUUAGCUUUAAGCCCGGUGCAUACUUUCUGCGAAUGCAAAUACGAUACAAAUUUUGGCGCCACAAAUUCGUAACAAAUAAUUCGCAUCAGUUGAAUUGUGCUCAACUCUUGCGGCGAAUUAUUCACAGCGAAAACAGCGCUGUGAUGACAACAUUUGUAUGGGAAGUAUGAACCAAGCUUUACUCGCAUGACUCUGUGCGACACUGUCCGUGGUGGUCUCAUAAAAUUAGUGGUCCUAUCUUUGAGGUUUGAAAAUUUUGACAGGUAUGCACCAUGUUCAUGAACAAAAUCUCUCUAUUUGAUUAUGGUGUUCUUAAAAGAACGAUGACAUACUGAUCUACAGAAAUUGCAGUAGUUAUUAUAGCUACAAAACUACAAAAACACUACAUGGCACUGCUUACCGCUGAAUGCUGCGCUUGUAAUAACCAUUCUUCAAAAUUACAGGAAUGUUAUUGGCCCAAUGACCAGGGCACUAAUAUAAAGUGCAUUGAUAUGCUAUUGAAAACGCGCUUUAUAAGAACUAGAUAAUAUUAAUAUUAAAUACACAUUCCAGUUUUUAAAUUCCUGUGGAAACUUCUUUCUUGUCUUUCCGUUGUCCCCAUCUUUUUAUCUUCCCACAAACAUUCCUUGUUGAAACAUGCCACUGUUCUGCUGUGAAGACCGUUUUAUUCUUUUGUCUUCAAGUCUCUAGGUAGCCAAUAAAUAACAACUUUUUUUCCUUUUCCUUUUACCAAUUCAGUUUCCCUUUCAGGUUAAAAUCUUGAUAUUUCUUCAAACACAAAUCUGCAUCCCCUUAAAGGUAUAUGUUUGGAGAUUACUCAAAACAAGUAUUAACUUAAAAACUGACUUAGUAACGAGCAUUGGAGAGCUGUUGAUAGUAUAAACAUU